CUUCAGCAGGUUUACCCCUGACGUCGCUGGAUCAAGUGCAGGUUGCAACGGAAGACAAGAAUGUACCAUUGGAAGUUGCAGAAACAUACGCGACGAUGUGACAUUCAAGAUGAGAACACUUGCGUAUUACGCAUUGGAGGCUGUUGCUAACCUCAACAACUUCAUGAUGUUUCUUAUUCAACAAUCAACAAACUCGGCUACCAGCAUUGCGGCAAUGGAGGACUUCCUUACUAAGAACUUCGCCUUUCCCGAUGAAUCAUAUGAACAAUCCAAGGUCAUGAAAUCUAAGGAGAAGCACGAUAAGAUCGUGCAUAGCAUCAUCCUAAUAGUCACGGCUUUACUAAGUAUCGCUAUUAGAAUGGUAACAGCAAGCCCAGGGUCAAGUGCGGUAGUAUACGUAGCUGUAUCUAAAGCAAUUAUCGACGCUGGACUCGCCACAUGCCGGGGCAAAAGGCCUUGCUACGACUUUCAAGGAAAAUUCAAUCUCACUUGCUAUGAUGGCUACUGGAGUUCCGUUAUGCGGGAGUUUGAAUUGGCGGCAACAAAUACCACAAUCGCGUGGCUAGAGGGCCGCAACGAUGCAAGUGGCACGAACAUUCUAAACGUAAUUGAAGCCACUGCGAUGUUUAAGCCACCUACUGGACAGCAAAUCCUAAACAUACAACAAUACACCCAAUCCUUAUGGGUUGAUGCUGCUAUUAACUUCUACUGGACCCAGGAACGUGUUUGGAUAGUCGCGGCGGAUACUUCUGACUGCCAAAAAGAAAAUAGGGGUCCAAUAUAUCUAAGAGUGUGCCUUGAUGAAUACCCGGACUUAGUUUUCUUCGUGUACGGUGCCGAUCGAGCUGAUAGGCUACCAACCUACGAGAAAAGAGGCUUAAGUAAAAAAGCCUGGCUUCACUCAGCUCCUGGGUUCUUACUCUUGGAUGAGGGUAUAGGGAAAGGAACAUAUGCAGGUAUCAAGACGAUGCAAGAGGAUGUUGAAACAAUGGCACGAAAGACACACCGGAAAAUGCACUGGAGAGGCUUGAAAUCGGAUGAUCAUUACAGAAGGACGAUGUUUGCAAGAGUCAUUGGCUUGACCGGCCGGCCAGAUAUAUUCACCCUUGCUGUCUGCCGGAGUCCGAAUGGCGAAGCCAUUUCCUCCAUCAGCACCCACAAAGCGCGCAACUACCCAUGCAUGUGCGGCGAAUUCUCAUGGGACAAAUACGAUUCGGACAAGGACCAGUCACUGCCGUUCCUUAUACAAUCAGGCCUCGGCGCGUCCGACGACUUUUAUACCUUCUGUGACGAAGACUUGAAAUGCUUUCGCGACGGUGGUAGCUCUUGGCCUUCGAAACCACCCGAAUACGUAAAGGGUGAAAUGUGGAACCCAUUUCAAAGAAUUCCGAUUACAUACUGCGAGAAAAAGGGCAACCGCCACACUACCUACGGCUUUUUGCUCGCAGCAUAUGAUAAAAUUAGCACAUUUGGGUGGAAGAACAACUUUCCGGAAAGAGCAAGACUGUUCCGAUUUUCUCUUCACAAUUUAUGGUGGGGAACAAGCCAUGAAGGUUACCAAGAACCUCCUGAUGAUAUUUAUGGAUUUAUGGCAGAUCCCGAUUAUGUAAAUGAUGGUGUUCGGCUGCACCCAGUGUUUGAUAAGGGCCUAGAAGCAAUCGAACGAGAAUCCGCCGGCCGACCAGCGAACGAAACACACCUCAUCGUUGCGUUAGAAGAGUAAUAUUUGGUUUUCUAAAGUCCAGUCAUGCUUCCUAGUCACUCCUUUCAAGAAAAAUGUUUGUCAGGUAUUUUUUAUCUUUAAAUGAUAGCUUCACGCUGGAAUCUAUUCCUUAA
This is a messenger RNA of Aplosporella prunicola CBS 121167, 1836 nucleotides long. NCBI's taxonomy places the organism in Eukaryota, Fungi, Ascomycota, Dothideomycetes, Botryosphaeriales, Aplosporellaceae. The record is from the annotation of a RefSeq genome assembly.